Messenger RNA from Microcebus murinus (gray mouse lemur), 2496 nucleotides. It is a transcript of the gene MMP25, whose product is annotated as matrix metallopeptidase 25. NCBI's taxonomy places the organism in Eukaryota, Metazoa, Chordata, Mammalia, Primates, Cheirogaleidae. Gene Ontology annotation, biological process: extracellular matrix organization; collagen catabolic process; proteolysis. Gene Ontology annotation, molecular function: metalloendopeptidase activity; zinc ion binding. The record is from RefSeq and is a predicted model, not a curated record. Gene Ontology annotation, cellular component: plasma membrane; extracellular matrix.
CCGUCCCUCCCGGGCAGCGCGGCUCUGAGAAAGCAGAAGCGAGUCCUGCUGCGGGGAGUCCCACCGGAGCCGCGAUCUGGGAAGAGAAACUCGCGCCCCGCGUCGUGGGAGGAGAGGCUAGGGCUGCUGCCGGGACCGCUCGUGGCCGUCCCCCUCCCGGGGUCCUGCGGGUCGCAGGCGCUUUGAAGAUCUGGGAGGAGGGUCCCUGGGUCCCGGCGUGCGGGGGGGGGGGGCACCGCAGGGCCCGCCCCUUCUCGUAGGAUUGGGCCAUUUCCCGCGCCGCGCCCUUACCGCUUACCGAGGUGCGCCCGCCCCGCCCCACCCGGCUCUCCGCUAGCGCCCGGGGAAAGCGGCCGCCCGCGCAGCGUCCCGGCGGGAACGGGACCAGCCCCGGGACCUCGAGAGGCCGCCACCGCGGAGCCGGAGUCCCGACCUUCGCCCCCUCCUCAGCACUCCUGGGAGCCCCAGCCUCACGCGACCCGGCGAGCGACCCCGCCCGGCCCCCCGCCGACUCUGCCGCGCGCCCCCGACACUCUAUCGUGCCUCCCGGGACCCCAGACGCCCGACACGCCCGUCCUGCCCCCCUCCUACCCCGCGCCAGGUGCCCCCGACCCUCUCUGGGCCCGGACCUCCUCCCGGUCCCCGGGGCGGCGGGGUCAGGUCCCUCUGGAGCCGCAGCGGCGGGCCCGGCCGGAGCGCGCCAUGCGGCGGCAGGUGCUGCGGCCCCGGCUCCCGCUCCUGGCGGUGCUGCUGCCGCUGCUGCCGCCACCCGCGCGCGCCCCCACGGCGCAGGACGUGAGCCUGGGCGUGGACUGGCUGACCCGCUAUGGCUACCUGCCGCCACCCCACCCCGCCCAGGCCCAGCUGCAGAGCCCUGAGAAGCUGCAGGAUGCCAUCAAGGUCAUGCAGAGGUUUGCGGGGCUGCCCGAGACAGGCCAAAUGGACCCAGUGACAAUAGCCACCAUGCAUAAGCCCCGCUGCUCCCUGCCAGACGUGCUGGGGGUGGCAGGGCUGGUCCGGCGGCGGCGCCGGUAUGCUCUGGGUGGCAGCGUGUGGAAGAAGCGAGUGCUGACGUGGAGGGUUCGUUCCUUCCCCCAGAGCUCCCCGCUGAGCCCGGAGACCGUGCGGACCCUCAUGGCCUAUGCCCUGGCCGCCUGGGGCGUGGAGUCGGGCCUCACAUUCCACGAGAUGGAUUCUUCCCAAAACCUGGAGCCCGACAUCCUCAUCGAAUUCGCCCGGGCCUUCCACGAGGACAGCUACCCCUUCGACGGGAUGGGGGGCACCCUGGCCCAUGCCUUCUUCCCAGGGGAGCACUCCAUCUCCGGGGACACUCACUUCGAUGAUGAGGAGACCUGGACUUUUGGGUCAAAAGAUGGUGAAGGCACCGACCUGUUUGCUGUGGCUGUCCAUGAGUUUGGCCAUGCCCUGGGCCUGGGCCACUCCUCGGCACCCAACUCCAUUAUGAGGCCCUUCUACCAGGGCCCAGUGGGUGACCCUGACAAGUACCGGCUGUCCCAGGAUGACCGGGAGGGCCUGCAGCAGCUCUACGGGAAGGCGCCCCAAACCCCAUAUGACAGGCCCACGAGGAAACCCCUGGCGCCUCCUCCCCAGCCCCCAGCCCUGCCGCCGGACAGCCCCUCAGAACCGGUCCCUGAUCGAUGUGAAGGCAAUUUCGACGCCAUCGCCAACAUCCGGGGGGAGACCUUCUUCUUCAAAGGCCCCUGGUUCUGGCGCGUCCAGCCCUCCGGACAGCUGGUGUCGCCCCGGCCUGCCCGGCUGCACCGCUUCUGGGAGGGGCUGCCCGCCCAGGUGAGGGCGGUCCAGGCCGCCAACGCCCGGCACGGAGACGGCCGGAUCCUGCUGUUCAGCGGCCCCCAGUUCUGGGUGUUCCAAGACCGGCAGCUGGAGGGCGGGGCGCGGCCGCUCACGGAGCUGGGGCUGCCCCCGGGGGCGGAGGUGGACGCCGUGUUCUCGUGGCCGCUGAACGGGAAGACCUACCUGAUCCGGGGCCAGCAGUACUGGCGCUACGACGAGGCGGCGGCGCGCCCCGACCCGGGCUACCCGCGCGACCUGAGCCUCUGGGAAGGGGCGCCCCCAGCCCCGGACGACGUCACCGUCAGCAACUCAGGUGACACCUACUUCUUCAAGGGCGCCCACUACUGGCGCUUUCCCAAAGGCAGCGUCAAGACCGAACCCGACUCCCCCCAGCCCAUGGGGCCCACGUGGCUGGACUGCCCCGCCCCCAGCUCUGGCCCUCGGGCACCCCGUCCGCCCAAGGAGACCCCCUGCGACUGUCAGUGCGAGAUCAAUCAGGCCGCUGGGCGGAGGACCGCGCCCCGCCUGCCGCUGCUCCUGGCCCUGCUGGCGGGGGCCGUCGCCUCCCGCUGACGGGACGUCCCGGGCCUCCUACUCUGCAAGCGGCCGGAGCCCCCACCGCUGGAGCCCCCUCGCGCGUCCCCAGGGCCCGGGGCUCGCGCGGACGGCGCGGGGCGGACC